This is a messenger RNA of Penaeus vannamei (Pacific white shrimp), 7536 nucleotides long. The record is from RefSeq and is a predicted model, not a curated record. NCBI's taxonomy places the organism in Eukaryota, Metazoa, Arthropoda, Malacostraca, Decapoda, Penaeidae.
AUAUUUGUGCGAAAAUGCAGAGUAGACUGACUUUGAUCCUCCUUGGCGCUCAUCCCCGCCAUGUCGCUGCCACAGUGUAAACAACCCUAGGCAGCCCCUCUCGGAAUGAUGAACUGGUCCCAUUUGUAGUUGCUACUCAGUUCUCUUGAUUCAUAUACAACCAGCCAUCAUGGAGUCUUUUAUGAGAAUGGAGCACGACCCUGAUGGAAAUUCCCAGCAGGUAGCUGUCAUCAUGACAGGCCAGGUAUACAGGGAGGCUGGCCUGAAGCACAGUGAGCAUCCCAAAGUGGAAGGGAUGCUUUAUGAUAAACUAUGUCAGAUUGGAAAGCACAAGCUCAGGGAUGAUGUUCGUAAGAUGGCCUUGAACAUUGCAUUGAUGGUCUCUGACAAGGAAUUCAAGCCAACAGUUGCAUGGCUUGAUAACUUCAUGCGACGGUUUUGCUUGUCAAGAAAAAAAAUGGGAUUCCAUAGCUCAGCAAUGUUGAAAAGGAAAGAUAACGUCCAGCCACAGCCUCAGACUCCAGCCAGUGGAAGUGGCUUGACUCAAGAAGAUGUUUUUAAUGUUUUGGGGAUAAACAUGGAUGGGAAUGGACUCCCUGAAGAGGAAGGCAAAGUGGCAGCCAGUGAGAAGAUCUUAGAAGAUGUAAUUGCUGAGACAGAGAAUGGAGUCAAUGGAAACCAAGGCAUAGAAACUGAUUGCCAGACAAGUCUUUUGGAUUCAGUUGAUAAAAAUUGUUCCAUAGAAGAUCUCUUUGCAUCAGAUUCAGAAAAUGUAGAGAGCAAAAUCACAUCACUAGACCAGAAUGUUACUCCUGAUCCAAAGAAAGAGCAAGUUGUAUGUGAAGAAAUAGAACAGCUUAAUAAGUUGGAAAACCUUGCAAGUCAGAUGGUGCAAAACCAAGAUUCGGAUGAUGACAUUAUAAUAGAAAAAAGUGUAUUGAAAACAGAUACACUUCCAAAAGAAUCCAAGAUGGAUAUAGACAAAGAAACCAUAAAAAAGGAGCAGGAUUCUUCAAAUGAUGAAGAAAACAAUGACAAGGAUUCUUCAAAAGGAAGUGAUAGUGUUUGCACAAUUUACAGUGACUGUGACACAUUUAAAUGCAUGAUGGAAACCUCUCCUUUUGUGGUGGAAUUUAUAGAUAAAGACAACAUGAGAGAAAAGAAAUCCACAAAAGGAAGAGGCAAGAGUAAUGGUUCAUCAGAUGGAGACUCUCAGCAGGAUGACCAGGCUGAUGCUGGAGGGAAGAAGUCCAGGCAAGUGGAGGAUGAGAUGACAAUCAAGUAUACCAAAGAGGAGAAUGAAUAUUACCGAAAGAACAUUAAUGAUCUUCAAAAGAAGCUUCAUGAUGCGGUGAUGAGAUGCACUGCCUGUAAUGAACAAAUCAAUCAUCAGAUUCGAUCUUUGGUCUACACCCACCCCGUGCUAGGAGUUCUUUCAUGCAAGAGAUGUAGGAAAUAUUAUGGGAAAGGUAGAUUUUGUAAAGAUGAAGAGGGCUAUGAUGAGUACUGCAGAUUGUGCGCAGAAGGAGGCGACUUACUGUGCUGUGAGCAGGAGGGUUGUUUCAAUGGAUUUUGUAAGCGCUGUAUAAAGCGAACCAUGGGUCGUUCUGAGCUGAAGAAUGCAGAAACAGCAGAGAACUGGGCAUGCUAUGUUUGUGACAAGACUUCUAUGACAGAGCUCCGAGCACUACACAGAGCUAUUCUGAGUAACUUAGAGGAAUCAGAAGUGCAGGAUGACAAUCUGUCAAGGAAGGAAUUGAAUAAAAAGAACUUACUUUCAAAAUUUGAGCUUCUGAAAAAGAAUAGGAAGGAAAGAGCAACAAAGAAUUCUCCCAAGAAAGUCGAAAAGAAAGCAGAUAAGGACAAAUCUGGUGAUAGCAGAGGAAAGCAAAACCAAGCUUGGCUAAACGAGAGCAUUGAAACUAUGGUUGAUAUGCUUUCGUUAUGUUUAAAGAAUGUUGAAAAAAUAAACAGCUCUUGGAAGAACUCCCAUUAUUCAGCAGAGGGAACUGAAAAGGCAGGUAAAAGAAUUUUGAAGCAACUCACAGGGAUGAUGACCAAUUUUGAAAUCCUUGAAAAAAAUGUUUCAGUUGAAGUAAAAAAACUGGCUUCAGAAGAAAAGGUGGAAGAGAUUGAUUCCACUGAGAACAAAAGCAAAAAGAGCAAAAAGGAAGCUGAGGAAAGUACCACAGCAUCUUCACCCAAAAAGAAAAGCAGCUUGAGAGAAAUGGACAUGGAAACUGAGGAACAAGUUACACCCAAAAGAAAGAGGAAUAAGUCAAAGAUUGAUGAAGAUGCAGAGGAAGGAAAUAGGACCAGCUGUAAAAAGACUGCAAGUCAAGAUUCUUUGAAAACAUCAAGCAAAGAUGAAAUGGAAGUAGAUGACGCAAGCAAAGAUUCAAGCAAGGCCAAUAUCAGAUCAGAGGAUGAAUGUUCAGCCAAUAUAGAUGACCCUGUGGAACAGGAUGAAGUGAGGAGUAAUGGGAGUGAUACUGCAAUAGAAGAAAGUAGAGGCAAAGGUGACUCUGAACCUGACGAUGAGGCCGAGAUAGAAAAGGCAUUAGCCAAGACAAAAUCAUUGUCUGAGGGUGAAGCUGAAGAGGCAGAUAAAGAUUCAAGUAUCCUUUCCUCUACCACAGUUGAAUAUGUUGGAAAAGAAAGUACAGAAAAAUGCAAAAAAAAAUCAAGGGCAAGUUUGUCAAAGAAGAAGGAUGGUGAAGAAAGUGCUGAUACAUCAGAAGAACAAAAAAACCCUCUUUCAAAUGCAAGGAAGACCAGGAGAAGCAAAAGUACAGAGGAACUGAGUGAGGUGAACAUAAAGAAGGAACCUGACUCAGACAGUGAAAAAGAAGUGAAAAGUAAAAGAGGAAGGAAGGCCAAAGAUCAGAAAAAGGAAGAGAGAGAUGAGGCAGAUGAGAAAGGCUCGUUCAAAAAGGAUGAAUCUGAAGAAGAAAAAAAAGUGAUUAAGAAAGAGAAGGGAGAUGAGAUAGUGAGGAUUAUGAUGAUGAGGCAGAUAACAAAGAAAAUAAAUCAAAGGGAAGAAAAAAGGUUCAGAAGGAGUGUGAAGAAAAAGAAGAAAAAGAUGAUGAAGAAGGAUACUAAGAAGGAGAAGGGAUCUGAAGAUAUAACAGACAGUAAUGAUGAGAAGAAAACCAGAAAAAGUCCAGUGAAAAGUAAGGGAAAGAAGAAACAGGAAGAGGUGAAUGGGAAAGAAAGUUCAGAUGAAGAGGAAGCAAAUGAUAAAGAAGCAGGUGAGAGUAAGAAAGGUAGAAUUAGUCCUAAGAAGUCUGAUGAACAAGAAAAGAAGAAGAAGAAAAAGGAGAACAAUGAGGCUUUCUCAGAGUUGUUAGCAAGUGAAUCUGAAAAUGAGAAAGGCAACUUAAGUGAUGAGAAGGAAACCGGAGCAAAUGAUGAACCCAUGGAAUGCAGUCAAGGAGAAAGUUCAGAAGAGGGUACCUCGGAAAAGAGGAAACGGCAAGCAGGUAAGAGCAAGGGUGAAGCUGGUGGCGAGAUUAUGAGCACCAGUAAAGAAGAAAAACAGAAAAAUAAAAAAAAAGGCAGUACACCUAUUAAGGAUGACAACCAAAUGGCCAUGGCUUCUCUCCUGGAAAGUGAGAGUGAUUAUGAACUAGAGGACAAACCCAAGCCUAAGUGUAAGAAAAAGAAUUUCCUCAAGAAAUAUGCAGAGAAAAUGGAAAAAGUGAAGCACUUAACAGAAGAAGAGAAAGAAGAACUAAAGGAGAAGCAGCUUGAAAGCAAGUGCCAGACCAAAGUGCAGAAAAUCAGCACAGAAGUCAAGAGCAAAUUGGAGAAAGAUGAAUUCAUUGACGUUAAAGAAUUCCCAGAGUUCAGGCGGAAGAAGGAGACAGAGCGCCAGAAACAAGCAAAGCAUUAUGAUGGUGAAGCUGAUGAAGAAGAUUCAGAUGAGGAAUUUGAAAAGCUCAUGAAAUUUGAUGUCAAUAAAAAGUUCAAUAAACCUGGACCCAAAAGCAAGAAGAAAUAUCCAGAAUCAGAGCCAGAAGAUGAAGAAGCAGAUGUGAAAGCAAAGCCUGAGAGUAACAAGGAAGAAAAAGAUGACAAAAGCAAGGUGAAGAAAGAGGGGGUAACCAAGAAGAAAAAGGAGGGCUUACUUGACAUCAGCAUUGACAAAGAGGAGGAGGAGGAAGAGGAGGAAGAAGAGGAGGAGCCAGAGGAGGGAAAGAAAAAGAAGGGGAAGGAUGGUGGGAUAAGUCUCAAUGAGAAGAUGAAGAAGCAGAUCCUCAUGAGUAGUGACGAGGAAGAUGAGGAGGAGGACAAAGAAGAAGAAAACAAAGAGGAGGAGGAAUCAGGGAAGAAGGGUGCUCCAAAGGUUUACAAGAAGGGUUACAUGAACUUAAACAUCUCUUCUGAUGAUGGAGAAGUUGGCGAACAAGAUGAUGAACAUGUACCAGAUAGUGAGGAGGAGGAGGAGGAAGAGGAAGAAGAGGAUGAUGAUGAUGAAGAGGAUGAUAGCGACUUUGAAGAAUCACCAAGGAAGAGAAGAACAUUCCAGAUAUCCUCAUCAGACAGCGAUGAUGACAAGAAGAAGAAGAGAAAGAAGAAGGUAACUUCAUCAGAGAAUGAAAGUGAGGAACUUGAAGAAGCACCAAAGCCAAAAAGAAAAAGGAUAAGAAAAAUGUCAUCAUCAUCUGAUGAAGGAGACGGUGAUGAAGAAAAUAAGGAGGAUUCCCCAAGUAAACACCGCAAAAUCCGCCGUGUAAUAAGGGAUGAAGACCUAAUGGAGACCACUAAAAAUGCCACACAAGAGGAAGAGGAACGAAGAAAGCGUAUUACAGAAAGACAGAAAAAGUACAAUCAAAUAUUUGAGAUCGAUGUUGAAUCAGAUCAAAAGGACCUUGGGAAAUUGGUUCUUGAUUUUGACCCUGACACCAAGAAGGAGCUUGUUUCUGUAGAUGAAAAGUUGGUCAAGUUCUUAAAACCUCAUCAGUUCAAAGGUAUCAAAUUUAUGUGGGAUGCAACCUGUGAGAGCAUAGAAAUGUUAAGCAGUAAAAGAGGCAGUGGCUGUAUCCUUGCACAUUGCAUGGGUCUCGGAAAGACUUUGCAGGUGAUCACAUUCACACACACGUUAUUGUCCAGCAAGAAAGUUAACCGUCACAUACAGCGAGUGAUGGUCUGCUGCCCUGUGAACACAGUCUACAAUUGGGUUAAUGAGUACAAAAACUGGCUCAGAGGCAAAUUGUUGCACUUCGAAGUAUCAGAACUUGUAUCGGCAAAGGAUUUGUGGAGUCGUGCUUACAGACUGGAUGACUGGUGGAAGGAAGGUGGAGUCUGCAUCAUGGGUUAUGACAUGUUCCGAAACCUCUCCAACAGCAAAAGCAAGAGGUAUAAGGGCAAGAUGAAAGAAAUCUUCCACAAGACCUUGGUAGAUCCAGGACCUGACUUAAUAGUGUGUGAUGAAGGCCACAUAUUGAAGAAUGAAAAAACAGCAUUAUCAGUCGCUAUCAAUAAAAUUAGAACUCAUCGGCGCAUUAUUUUGACUGGAACACCUCUCCAGAACAACCUUAAGGAAUACCAUUGCAUGAUACAGUUUGUCAAGCCAAAUCUCUUGGGAACUAAAAAGGAAUUCAUGAAUAGAUUUGUAAAUCCUAUUGAACAAGGGCAGUGUGCUGACGCCAUGCCCAGAGAUGUAAGGAGGAUGAAGAGAAGAGCUCACAUUCUACAUAACAUGUUGGAGGGAUGUGUACAGAGGUUUGACUACACAGUGCUUAAACCUUUCCUGCCUCCGAAGUUUGAGUAUGUUAUAUCAAUACAACUGUCAGACUUACAACAGAAACUCUAUCAGUAUUACUUGGACAAUCUUGCCCAAGGUGGGCCCAAGAGACAAGGAUCAGGGCUCUUUGUGGACUUUGGUGCUCUGUCAAGAGUUUGGACUCACCCUAAAGUCCUUGAGUUGGCUGUGAGAAGAGCAAUCAGGAAGAUGAAGAAAGAGGAAGAGGUUAACAAAGAUGAGGUUGAGAAACCUGGCCCCAUCCCAGGCUUGACAGAGAGUGGGAAGGUUCGUGUAGACUGGUGGAAGAAAUUAGUGGAAGAAUAUAAUGAGGAUUCUAAGGAUGAGGACUUUCUGGAUUCCUUAGAGCAUGGUGGAAAGCUGAUCCUUCUCCUAGAUAUUUUGCGUGAAUGUUGUUCCAUUGGUGACAAAGUGCUUGUGUUCAGCCAGUCCCUUUUGGCCUUAGACAUGAUGGAGGACUUCUUAGAAUUGAUUGACAGAGGAGAGUUGGAGAUGCCCUCAACAGAAGAUCCCCUACCUUUACCCUUUAAGCAGUGGAAGAGGGACAGGGAUUACCUUCGUUUAGAUGGCUCAACAAGUCCUGAUGCCAGGAAGAACCUCUGUAAAGCAUUUAACAGUACAUCAAAUGAAAGGUGUCGUUUGUUCCUCAUAUCAACUCGUGCAGGAGGCUUGGGCAUUAACCUGGUAGCUGCAAACAGAGUUGUAAUAUUCGACUCUUCUUGGAAUCCUUCACAUGACACUCAAUCCAUCUUCAGAGUGUAUCGUUUUGGACAGAAAAAGCCUUGCUACAUCUAUCGCUUUGUUGCACAGGGAACAAUGGAAGAGAAAAUCUAUUCUCGUCAAGUAACAAAAAUGUCAACAGCAUUGAGAGUGGUAGAUGAACACCAAAUCAAAAGGUACUUCAAAAUGGAAGAACUAGCACAGCUGUAUGAGUUUACUCCAGCAGAUAGGAAUGUCAGAGAAACCCCAAUUGUUCCAGAGGAUCGAUUGUUGGCGGAGUUACUGAAGCGGCAGAAAGAUUGGAUUGUAAAUUACCAUGAGCAUGAUUCCCUCCUUGAAAACCAGACAAGUGAAGAGCUGACUGAAGAGGAACGCAAGGCGGCUUGGGAGGAUUAUGAAAAUGAAAAGAAGGGAUUUAUGUAUUAUCAACAACAACGGAACAGUGUUAUGCCUGUGGUUGGUCCUGCCACCAUGGUUGCAUCAUCAGCUGCUCCGUCAUUGUCACUUUCAUCCUUCAGCUUUGAAGGGGUGGUUAAUACAAUCAAGGCACAGAAUCCUAACCUAACGCAAAAUGAAUUGUGUGAGAGUGUUGUACUGGCUACAAAACAGAUCCAAAAGAUUCAUCUUACACAUUAUCAGAGAGUCCAAGGAAUGGUGUAUAAUCUCAAGAAUCCAAUGAUAGCUCCAGAGCAGCGAAAGUUGCUACCAUUUGGAAAUCAUCCAGAAAUGUUGCCCAUGCUGGAACAACAGUUACGCAUGCUAGAGGAGAACAUUCAGCGUGAGAACCAAGUAAUCAAUCACAUGGGACAGAUCACUUCACAGAGAGUGAGUUCUUCUAAUACGGCCAAUAUGAUGUCAGCUGGACUGAUACGUGGUCAGCCAGUUAGCUCAGGCAUAAAUUCAGCUACUGCUAAUUAUGUUACAAGACCCACUGCAACUCCUUCCACAUCAAUGAUGAUGCAGCAGCAACAACAAAUGCAGCAGCAACAACAGCUGCAACAACAAACACAAAAUCAACCCGAAAAGGUAUAGAUAAAAUAUGAAGAACA